This is a messenger RNA of Penicillium maclennaniae, 672 nucleotides long. Its product is annotated as PMF1/NNF1 family protein. Gene Ontology annotation, biological process: chromosome segregation. The coding region runs from base 1 to 672 and encodes 223 amino acids. The transcript has 2 exons. Gene Ontology annotation, cellular component: MIS12/MIND type complex. The record is from RefSeq and is a predicted model, not a curated record. Lineage: Eukaryota; Fungi; Ascomycota; Eurotiomycetes; Eurotiales; Aspergillaceae.
AUGGCCCAAGCGAAUGCCCAUCCAUCUCAAUCAGCCUCAUCAGCCCCUCCCCCGCCUGCCCCAGAGUCCGAAGUCCCCGGUCUACGCGCCUCACGCUUAAUCCAAGUCUUCGACCAAGCACUUGCUCGCACCUUGCGCGCAAACUCAUACGCCAACUUUGCGAGCUGCUUUCCCACGCCUGCGCGACACGUGCCUGCCAGUCUGGAGAAUGUGUGGAGACAAUUGAACGCGAAAUUGGAGGAGAGCGCGAAAGCUGAGUUUGAAGAGAUUAUUGAGGAGAGGCAGGCUGUGCAGCAUUUGAAUGAAUUGGAUCAGUUGGUUGGGGAUGCCCGAGCGCGAAGGGAGGCUGAGGGGGAUGGGGCCGAGCCUGAGAAACCUCCUCAUACACUCGGCGCUGAAGAGCUUUACAAUGCGCAUCUGACGCCGUAUCUUGAAGAGACGCAGGCAGCUCUGAACAAGAAACUUGAGGCUACUGCGGCUGAGAAUGGGGAGCUUGCGCAAACGGUACAGGCUCAGAGAUUGGAAAUCGAGAGAUUACUGGCUCAUCUGGAGUCUGUUGUUGAGGAUAUCGAGGAUGCUGCUAAGGCAGCUUCUCAAUUCAGUGAGAAGAACCAUAUUCGCGAGGAUGCGCUUCAAAUGGACGAGGAAGUCAAUGCUCAGCCAGGGAUCUAG